AAAAUUUAUCAAAAUGUGAUAUAACCCCACCAUAAAAAUACCUAAAAACACUUUAAUAACACAAUUAUCUUUAUUUUUUUGUGGUAUGUUAUUUAAAACAGUCAGACGUUUAUCAACAAUGAUAUCGAACGAAAGAAAUUUCAAAGCAGCCUUGAUCCAAAUGACAGUGGGUACUGAUCGAGAUAAAAACUUAGAGAAUGCAAAAAAAUUAAUCGGAGAGGCUGCUAGAAAUGGGGCAAAACUUGUGGUGCUUCCCGAAUGUUUUAAUUCGCCGUAUGGGACGAAAUUUUUUAGUCAAUACGCUGAGACGAUCCCCGAAGGACAAUCGAGUCAGGUUUUAUCGAAAGCGGCGAAAGAUAACCAAGUUUUUUUAAUUGGGGGGUCGAUUCCUGAAAAAGGAAUUAACGAAAAAUAUUACAAUACUUCAACGACGUGGAAUCCUAACGGAGAGUUGGUCGCGAAGUUUCGAAAAAUGCAUCUUUUCGAUAUCGAUAUUCCAGGAGGGAUUACAUUCAAAGAAUCGGAUAUAUUACACGGGGGAAACGAUUUGGCGACUUUUGAGAUGGGCAAGACGAAAAUCGGGGUUGGAAUUUGUUACGAUUUGCGAUUUGAAGAGCUAGCAAAACUUUAUAGGAUGAAAGGGUGUGAAAUUUUGGUUUAUCCAGGAGCUUUUAACAUGACGACAGGCCCUAUGCAUUGGGAAAUUCUUCAGAGAGGUCGCGCUUUGGAUAAUCAAGUGUAUGUUAUGGCUUGUAGCCCCGCGAGGAAUCAACAAGGUUACAUCGCUUUUGGACAUUCGCAAAUCACCAAUCCGUGGGGGAAAGUUAUUGCCCAAGCUGGACAUGAAGAGGAAAUUAUUUAUGGCAAUAUUGAUUUGGGAGAAUGCGAUAAAAUUAGACAACAAAUCCCUAUUUGGGAUCAAAGGAGAACUGAUAUUUAUGAUACUCAACAUAAACAGUAAAAAAGAUCUGCUUUAAUGCGUUUAUAACCUCAAAAUGUGUUACAAACGUCAACUGUAAUCAAUAGAAAUGUUUAUUUUAAUAUGUUUUAAACGAUUUUAAAGAAUAAAAUAAAAAAAAUAAAUAAAUAUAAUCCUA
Onthophagus taurus is the source of this 1097-nucleotide messenger RNA. RefSeq names its product omega-amidase NIT2. The record is from RefSeq and is a predicted model, not a curated record. Gene Ontology annotation, cellular component: mitochondrion. NCBI's taxonomy places the organism in Eukaryota, Metazoa, Arthropoda, Insecta, Coleoptera, Scarabaeidae. Gene Ontology annotation, molecular function: omega-amidase activity. Gene Ontology annotation, biological process: L-glutamine metabolic process; oxaloacetate metabolic process.